This is a messenger RNA of Stylophora pistillata, 633 nucleotides long. RefSeq lists its product as uncharacterized. NCBI's taxonomy places the organism in Eukaryota, Metazoa, Cnidaria, Anthozoa, Scleractinia, Pocilloporidae. The record is from RefSeq and is a predicted model, not a curated record.
AUGCGUGACUCCCUUAUCAGAGAUCGCAUUGUUCUAGGUGUAAACAACAAUGCCAUCAGAAAAAAGCUCUUACAAGUUAGAGGCCUUACACUUAAUCAGUGUAUAGAUACCUGUAGAAGCAAUGAAGCCACAACCUCUCAAAUGAAAGCUAUUUCUGGCUCGGAUGCCGUUCAAAAACUCGGCGAAGAAGCCAAGCAGCGCCGAAAACCCUCACGAAACUGGAAAAAUGAACGGAAUGUGCCAAAGAAACCGCCUGGUAAACCUCAGAAGAAAUGUCUCUUCUAUGGAGGCUUACACGUGCUACUGAAAGAUAAGUGUCCUGCUUGGGGACAGAAAUGCUCCGUAUGUGGCGGCCGAAACCACUUUAAGAGUGUCUGCAGAAAAUCCAAAUCACGCGAAGUUCACAGGAUCUCUGAGACGCCUGAGGAACUCUCAUCAGAAGAAAGCGACAUCGAGUUUCUCGCUGGAGUUGCUCCAGAUUAUAGGGAAUCUGACGUCCAUGCUGUAGGGUUCGCCAAAGAAAUUUAUGCCGAGAUGCUUAUUGAUAAGAAAAAGAUCAACUUUCAGAUUGACUGUGGUGCAGCAAUCAAUAUCAUUCCGGCGAAACACGCACAAGGUCACGAAAUCAAGUAG